Molecule: messenger RNA, 1031 nt
Organism: Meira miltonrushii
Lineage: Eukaryota; Fungi; Basidiomycota; Exobasidiomycetes; Exobasidiales; Brachybasidiaceae
Product: putative ARL1-ADP-ribosylation factor
Exons: 2
Coding region: 280-831 (183 amino acids)
Biological process (GO): vesicle-mediated transport; intracellular protein transport
Cellular component (GO): cytoplasm; Golgi apparatus
Molecular function (GO): GTP binding; GTPase activity
Source: RefSeq, a predicted model, not a curated record
CGCUUAAUUCAACCUUUUCGGACUUUACGCGUGAGAAUCACAACAACUUCCUUUCCUCAAACCAGAAUACACUCAAUCAUCAUCAUCAGAACAACAAACGCAUCAAGAAACACUCAUUACACCUUUGCAUCACGAUAUCAGACUUUGUUUCUCUGCAGGAGACGGAGUGGAGAUUUUUGAUUCGCUGCUCUUUCCACUGCAAGAAGAAGGGUACAAGGAGGGAAAGUCAAGACCCCACAUUCACACACAACAACAACACCAACCUGAAGCAACUUCAAGAUGGGCGCAGCAUUCUCGUCAAUGUUUAGCUCUCUGGCUUUUUGGGCAAGGAACAAAGAAGUACGAAUUUUGAUGUUAGGAUUGGAAAAUAGUGGAAAGACUACAAUCCUAUACAAACUACAAUUAGGAGAAGUUGUUUCAACUAUACCUACGAUUGGAUUCAAUGUUGAAAGUUUAGAUUAUAAAAAUAUCAAAUUUCAAGUUUGGGAUUUAGGUGGUCAAAGUAGCAUUAGACCUUAUUGGAGAUGUUAUUAUGCAGAAACGAGCGCAAUCAUUUAUGUAAUCGAUUCAGCGGAUAAAGAAAGGUUAGGAACAUCAAGAGCAGAACUACUUGCAAUGCUUUCCGAAGAAGAAUUACGUUCGGCAAAACUUUUGGUCUUUGCAAAUAAACAAGAUUUGGAUGGUCAUGCAAGCGUAAGUGAAGUUAGCGAGGCAUUAGGCUUAGAUCAAUUGAAAGAUCGUAGUUGGACGAUUCAAGGCUGUUGUGCCAUCAAAGGAGAUGGUCUAGAGGAUGGUUUAGACUGGCUUGUCAAUUCAUUACAGGAAAAAUGAACCGAUCCACCCUCAUCACGAUGGACAAUUUCGUCAAAAUUUGUACUUCACUUCGUUUCGCUUUGCACUUUUUUUCAAAUAUACCAAUAAGGACCUUCUAGAACCUUCAGAGCGGUCUCGGCUGCGUUUGGCGAGUUUCAUUGUCAGGAAGUAACUUUAUGCCACAAGCAUCCGUUCUAUUCUAAAGCUAUGAAUUAGAG